Nezara viridula (southern green stink bug) is the source of this 297-nucleotide messenger RNA. The record is from the annotation of a GenBank genome assembly. NCBI's taxonomy places the organism in Eukaryota, Metazoa, Arthropoda, Insecta, Hemiptera, Pentatomidae.
AUGCCUAAGAUGCUGUCUGUCCCAAUGGUUAGCCACCAUGUAGUAAUAGAGUGUCUCUUAUGUGUUACAAGUGACCUAGGUUUUGCACAAGACAUCGAGAUGAAGCAAAGGGGACAAGGAAUGGAGAUAGCCUUCGAAGAGGGUGUUAUCAGCUGCUCUAACCAUUGUCUCCCCGUAAUGACUUCUUCGCCGAGGGCCUUCCCAUCUGGUCGCUUCUAUAUCUCAGCGGGCGACAUAGGUUCUUACUCACAACUUGGAUUAGAGAUAAUAAAACGUCCUGUAACAGUCUCUAUCUAA